This is a messenger RNA of Carcharodon carcharias (great white shark), 2646 nucleotides long. It is a transcript of the gene siae, whose product is annotated as sialic acid acetylesterase. Gene Ontology annotation, biological process: carbohydrate metabolic process. Lineage: Eukaryota; Metazoa; Chordata; Chondrichthyes; Lamniformes; Lamnidae. The record is from RefSeq and is a predicted model, not a curated record. Gene Ontology annotation, molecular function: sialate O-acetylesterase activity. The transcript has 10 exons. Bases 74 to 1639 code for a protein of 521 amino acids.
AGUGAUGGGGCGGAGCUGAGUGACGAGAACGGGCCGUGUGACUUAGUGGUGGGGCUAGUGACCUUUGACCGUAAUGGCGAGUUUUGGUUUCUGGUGUUUGUGUCUCGGGGCUGCGGUGUUGUGUCCUGGGCUCGGGCUUUGUGCCGAGCCUGCCUUUCGAUUUGGAUCUUACUAUGCCAGUCACAUGGUGUUACAGAGAGAACCUGUUCGAGCUGUUGUUUGGGGAUAUGGUGCAGUGGGAGCACUAAUCAAUGUGACUGUCUGGAGAGAGGACAGCAUCGUCACUCAGCAGGUGACAGCAGUGAAUGAAGGUCUAGCUCUUGGUGUCACUGGUGUCUGGAAAGUUUCCCUUGAUCCUGUUGGCCCAGGUGGUCCAUUUUUGAUUAUUGCAGAGCAGAAAUAUGUCAAAGGGGUGGACAGAAUUGUUCUAAAAGAUGUUUACUUUGGAGAUGUCUGGCUAUGUGGCGGGCAAAGCAAUAUGGAGAUGACAGUGUCACAGAUUAUUAAUGCAAGUGAAGAGCUCUCUGUUGCUUCCCAUUAUCCACAAAUCCGACUCUUCCAAGCAGGAUUGAACGAGUCAAACCAAGAGCUGAAUGAUCUUGCCAGCAUUCAAGUGCAAUGGUCGGCUCCCACAGCGGAAAUUCUUGGGAAUGGCAAUUUCACCUCAUUCUCAGCUGUUUGCUGGUUGUUCGGUCGAUUUCUCUAUGACAAGCUGCAGUAUCCUAUUGGGUUGGUGGAAUCAUGUUGGGGAGGAACCCCCAUUGAGACUUGGUCUUCCAAACGAGUCCUCAACAAAUGUGGACUUUCUUUCAAUCAGAUAAAUGAAGAAACUGGCCCUCAUCAACCCACUGUCUUGUGGAAUGCAAUGAUACACCCUCUGCGUAGGCUGGCAAUCAAAGGAGCCAUCUGGUAUCAAGGUGAAGCAAAUGCAGCCUGGCACAAUAUGGAGUACAACUGCACCUUCCCAGCUAUGAUCAAGGAUUGGAGGCAGGUUUUCCAUCAAGGAUCUGGAGGAGCCACAGAAAUAGACUUUCCUUUUGGAUUUGUCCAGCUGUCCACCUACCACCAGGCUGUCCCAGACGAUUCUUUCCCAUGGAUACGCUGGCAUCAAACUGCUGAUUUUGGUUAUGCUCCAAACCCAAAGAUGAAGAGAACAUUCAUGGCAGUUGCAAUGGACCUGGGCGAUGAGAAAUCUCCUUAUGGCACCAUUCAUCCUCGGUAUAAACAAGAUGUUGCGUACAGAUUAUACCUUGGUGCUCGAGCAGUGGCUUAUGGAGAGAAGGCAGUCGUUUUCCAGGGCCCAUUUCCAAAUGACCUCCAGCUCAAGAAUAGCACAGAAUUGACCAUCAUCUACACACAAGAGCUGACUGUGUUGGAGCUCAGUAAUGAUAUAUUUGAGGUGUGUUGCUGCACAAAGUGGAAUUUGUCCAACUGUAAGUGGGUCUCUGCCCCCAUUGUCAGCCACUCCAUCAAUGCACUAUCUUUAUCUCUAAACCAGUGUCAGCAGAAGGUGACCAGUAUUCGCUAUGCUUGGAAGGAGUGGCCAUGUGACUUGAAGAAGUGUCCCUUGUACAGUAAAGACUAUAAGUUACCUGCCCCAUCAUUCUUGAUACAACCAGCCCACGAUGGACCAUUCUGAAUAUCAUCUACCAAAUUAUUGUUUUAAAAUAUUAACUGUACCAGCUGAGACCAGAAAAUGUUUUACAUAAAUGAUAGGAACAAUUAUGCUAAUUAAAAUAUACAAGUAGAUCAUUGUACCUCCCUCACCCCUUAUGAAAGUAAGCCACAGCAAUAAUAAUUAUUAUAUCUAUAAAACCAACUUUGGUGCUGGUCCAGAACUCAUUCCAUUUGAGUAAUUGUAAUUUUGAUAAUUAAUGUACAGAGUCUGGAAGAUAUAUACAAGUACAGUAUGGCCCUAUCGUCUCAUUCCUAAAUUAAUAGAUUUUCUACUUUAUCUUUUUCCGAUGUUUUGUAUAAUUAAACCCUACAUGAUAUUAGUAAUUCAAUUUGAAUAAUAAACCUAUAGAGACAGUAAUCUACUCAGGGAUCUAACAGUAUUGGGGCAUGAAUAGUUCUCUCAACGACAUGUAUUUUUAGUAUCUGAAUUAACAAUUGAUUUGAACCGCUUGCAGAGAAUAAAUUAGGAUCCAGACUGUAAUCUGCAGAUUUCCAUGUGAUAAUUUUGAUAGAACAAAGGCCUUGGAUUAUAGACUCAACAGAAUGGCAUCUCACAGACAGAAGCCAGGCUCUGGGCUGGAGUUCAAAGCCCCGUCAGUCCAUCUAUUAUCAGCUAUCAGGAGAAACAGGUCCUCUGUUCUUUUACUAUUAUCAGAGUGACAGGUUUAAGACUGGAAGGUACCAAACCUGUCUUUACAAGAUUAACUGCAACAUUAACCAAUGAGGAAUGAAGUAAAAUUUUGGACAUUACAACUGCUGCAAUAUUGUACUGUUAGAAUCAGGUUUAUGAUGCUGUAUGAGGAUAUACUUAAGAACAGUGCACUGUAAGAAUUUUGAACUUCUCAUUUUCUGCAUGUUUCCCUGCAUGCAUGCCUGAACGCAGAUGGGGGUGGGUUUGAUCUAAAAAAAAAUGUUUCAACAUUCUUCAAUAUGUAUGACACUGGAAUAUAAUCAUGCAUUCAGAAUCCA